AUGGAGGGCCUUUUUUUCAACAUCAACUACGGCUUUGUUGAAGGCGUAGUGCGGGGCUACAGAAACGGUCUCUUGACUCUGUCCCAGUAUGCCAACUUGACCCAGUGUGACUCUCUUCAAGACUUGAAGUUACAGCUAUCUGCCACAGACUAUGGCAACUUUUUGGCCAACUACGGUGGUCCUCUCUCGACUUCAGUGAUGCAGGAGAAGCUUUCAGGCAAAAUGUACCAGCAGUUCCAGUAUUUGCGUAGCCAGAGCUCAGGCACCUUGACCAAGUUCUUGGAUUUUAUCUGCUACGGAUACAUGAUUGACAAUGUUUCUUUGAUGAUCACAGGUACUCUCCACGAUAGAGACUGCUCGGAGAUCUUGCCCAAGUGUCACCCUUUGGGGUGGUUUGAGACGUUGCCCACGUUGUCGAUUGCCACUGACAUUGAGUCUCUCUACGAUACAGUGUUGAUUGACACGCCAUUGGCGCCCUUCUUCAAGGACUGCUUGACUAUCGAUGACUUGGACGACUUGAAUAUUGAAAUCAUCAGAAACAGAUUGUACAGAAACUAUAUCGAGGCGUUUGUGGAGUUUGUUGAUCGCGAGCUCUCGGGCCCAGAUAAGGAGAUCAUGACCCGGUUGUUGAACUUUGAAGCCGACAAGAGAGUGAUCAACAUCGCAUUAAACUCUCUCAACAACCCAGACUUGACCCCUGAGGAUAAACUCUCGUUGUUCCCCUCAUACGGCAAGUUGUACCCUACAUACCACAACCAGCUCUCCACAGCAGAAGAUGUAGAGCAGGUGAAGAGCAUUGUGGAGCAGAUAGGAGAGUACAAGGAAUUGUUUAGCGAUGCACAGAGCGGCGGGCAAAAGAACAUCGAAGACUGGUUCUACUACUUAGAGAUGCAAUACAACAAAAACGCCUUCACUCAGCAGUUCACCUUGUCGAGCGUGUGGGCGUGGUUGCGUUCCAAAGAGCAGGAGGUGCGUAACAUCACCUGGAUAGCCGAGUGCAUCGCCCAGAACCAGAAGAACAGAAUCGACAACUACAUCGCAGUUUACUGA
This is a messenger RNA of Candidozyma auris, 1050 nucleotides long. Its product is annotated as H(+)-transporting V0 sector ATPase subunit d. Gene Ontology annotation, molecular function: proton-transporting ATPase activity, rotational mechanism. The record is from RefSeq and is a predicted model, not a curated record. Gene Ontology annotation, cellular component: fungal-type vacuole membrane; proton-transporting V-type ATPase, V0 domain; vacuolar proton-transporting V-type ATPase complex. The transcript has a single exon. The coding region runs from base 1 to 1050 and encodes 349 amino acids. Gene Ontology annotation, biological process: vacuolar acidification; proton transmembrane transport; vacuolar transport. Lineage: Eukaryota; Fungi; Ascomycota; Pichiomycetes; Serinales; Metschnikowiaceae.